AUGCUCUGGGAUAUCAGAAAAAAGAGUGUGUAUGGACAAGUCGACAAAGAAGGAAGGGAUGGUAUUCCUGUACCGGAAGCCAAAAAGAGAGAGAGAAAGAGGGACAGUGAUGCAAAUGCAAAGCCCCCAUGCCACGGACUCUAUCAAGAUAAGCCUAGGCGUCUAGAAGUGACACCAAAAAGACUAGAUCCACACCCGUUUCCGGGUGGUGGCGAUCUGAGCCAGGGGAGCCGCGCGCAGUUCACAAGCGGCACGGGUGUCAGGGGGUAUGAUAAAGCGAAUCCUUCGGGCGAAGCGGGACAAACGAAUACCAAGAAACAAGUUUCGGUACUCCAAGGUCACGACAAGGCCCGCUAA
Molecule: messenger RNA, 357 nt
Organism: Bipolaris victoriae FI3
Lineage: Eukaryota; Fungi; Ascomycota; Dothideomycetes; Pleosporales; Pleosporaceae
Exons: 2
Coding region: 1-357 (118 amino acids)
Source: RefSeq, a predicted model, not a curated record